GCUGGGCAACGCAUCGUGUGGGCGUGGCUUGUUGCGAAAGAGGGCGUAACCAGCGUGAGUGACACAGAAGCGAUCAAAUCAAAGAUCGCACGGCUGCAGGGUUGGAGAUAUUUGUUUGUAGUGGAACGUUUUCAUAAAUUGGAGUCGUUUCUCGCAGGCACACGUUCACUGUUGUCACUCGGAGGUGUUCUGAAGAAGAAUCGGUGAUCAUGUGUACUUCAGCAGCUUUCGCUCGGAGUUAACGCUCACAUAUCUGGGAAGAUGUGGUUGGCAAACUUCAAACACCAGCCGAUAGAUUACUACAGAGAAAACAAACCAAGGGACGAAUAUCAGAAUACGUGAGAGCAUAGUGUGACUGUUUGAGGAUGGAAGGGAGCGGAGCGGAGCGGACCGCGCUGCGUCGCUUCGGGGACAGCGGCAUGAUGCUUCUGCCCUGGACUAAACAGAUCCUGACGGUGCUGUGGGAGCACCUCAGACUGCUGGUCCAGGUCAUCUGCUGCUCUCUGAUGACCGUUUUCCAGAUGUUCAGGUUUGAAGUCCAUCUGAGAAUUACAGACGAGACAGGGCAACACAUUCAGCACAUGACAAGCGGGUCAGGAGACCCUUCUGACAGUUUCCUGCUCUCGUCCUUGUUUGAAAACAACAAAAACAUCGUGGUCGGGGGUUCCAAUCCACUUUCCAAAUUCGGCAGGGACCCUUUUGAUGUGAGUUCCCACUCCAGAGCUGUCCUGUCCAGUCUGGUCGGCGAUGAACUCUGUUGCUCUUUAGUGGAAGACCUUGUGUCCCAUGCAACAGAGUGUCUCAAUGACACUGAAGAUCUCUAUAUCGGAGAUCACUCCAUGUGGAAACAUGGAUACGACUGGACCAUAUUAGGAGGAUCAGAAAGAAAAUGUGAAGAGAAAACCUGCACGUUUACUACACAUGUGUCCGGGUUUUCUCCAAAGGAGUUCAGAAAGCAUCAGAAACCCAGCGGUGAUCCUGAUUCGUAUAGUUCAUCUACUGAGGAUGUUCAAGCUCCAUGUCCGGUGCAGUCAGUCGGUCAGUUCUCAGACAGUGAGUUCAGCUGGGGAAGCACAGACAGCUCUUGUUUUGAAGGAGAACGAGAGGAGAAUGACAAACUCUGGGACCUUCUGACCAGCUCGACGGAUCCAUAUCACCCUCUGCACUUCAAGGCAUGUUUGUCGAGUGCAGUUAAUGAAAAAAGCAAAACACAGGUGGUUUCCAAGGCUGAGAGUCCCACUGUAUCACGGUCCACUGUAUCAACAGGCUCCGAUUCUUCCAAAGAUGAAGAUGAAGAAGAAGAGGCCUUAUGGAGGUCCCUCUCUCAGAAUGAUGACCCAUAUCAUCCACUGAAUUUCAGAGCCCCUCUUCAAAGCUCACCGGCUACACCAAUACACGAUUCGCCCAGCGACAACACACAAAAUAAAACCGAUAGACUCUUAAAAUCUCCAAGGCGCUCAAAGCCAACAUUACCGCCAAGGAAAGUCGCUCACCAUUGCUGCCACAAAUUACCCGUUGAGACAUUAUCAGUGAUGCCAUGGAGAAGACAUGUUGGUCUGACUGCUGUUCGGGGAAACCAGAGGAAACGUCCCCCUUUUAAGAAGGUGAAGUUUUCUCCCAUCGUACAAGUCCACAAGAUGCAAGCCUGGUCCUUUGCUUUUCAAGCCUCUCGUAAGGGACCGUGGGAGGAGUUUGCACGGGACAGGGACCGUUUCCGAAAGAGGAUCAGUGAAACCGAGAAGGCCAUUGGCUACUGUUUAAGUUUGUCACACAAGGAAAAGCUGUGGGCCUGUAAGGACAGCACACAGAAGAAGUAACCAGCCCUUGAUCUGCAAAAGUGGUUUCUGACUGUAAUUAUUGAUCUCAAAUUCCCCCGGCAGCUUCUAGACUGAUAUAUUGACUUAAAUUGACAUUCAUACCUCACUGCUGUGUCCCAACACACAUUGUACCUUGACUGCUAUUGAAUGUUACUACUGCUGUUGCUACAGAAUUUUUAUUUUAUUUAAUUUUUUUUGGCUAUGCCUUACAGACUCUUCAGUGUGACUGAUCACACAUAUAUUUUUUAACACAAAUUGUUGAUACAGUAUGUUGGAGUACUAAACUAGUGUUUUUUAUUUUUUAUUUAAAGAGAUAGUUCACCCCAAAAUGCCAUUCCACACCUGUAUAACUUUCUUUAUGUGAAACACAAUAGAAGACUUUCUGAAAAAUGGCAUGGUCUUUUUUCCCCCUAUUCAAUAGAAGUCAGAGGGUUGUUGUUUUGUUCAGUGGAAAUAGCUUUAAAUAGUUCAGUAACUAUCUUCUAAAUAUCUUAUGGGAUUCACAACAGAAAGAAAGUUGCACUGAUUUGGAAUGAUAUGAAUCAUUUUUGGGUAAAUUGUACCUAGUUUAUUCCAAUGUUUUUAAAUGGCAUGAAAAUAGGCUGCUAUUAUUAUUAUUAUUAUUGUUGUUGUUGUUGUUGUUGAAGAAAAUGCAAAAAAAAAAAAAAAAGUAACAAGGUCAAGUUACAGUCCACCUCAAUGUUUACAGUUUUCUAUAUAUAGAUAUAUAUUUGUUCAAAUACAUUUCCAUUAAUAAGUUUUGCGGUCAGUAAGAUUUUUUAUGUUAUUAUUACAUUUUUAAUACUGUUAAUUAAUACUUUUAUUCUGCAAGUGUACAUGAAAUAAAAAGUAUUUGUUGCAAAAUAUUUUGAUUUCUUAUAAAUGUUGGGUUCAAACAUAUCACAGUUUCUUCAAAAUUAUUAAGCAGCACAACCAUUUUCAACUCUGAUAAUAAUAAGAGAUGUUUAUUAAGCAGCAAAUCAGCAUAUUAAACUGAUUUCUAAAGGAUCACGCGAGACAGGAAAACAGGAAUAAAUUAUGUUUCAAAUAAAAUUACAAAUAAAAGUUAUUUUAAAUUGUACUAAUAUUUCACAAUAUUAGGCUACUGUUUAACAUUUUUUUUAAUGCAGUUUUAAUGAGAAACAUUUGUAUAAAAUCUUACUGACCCCAAACUUUUGAGCAGUAGUGCAUAUGUUGAAAAUGACAUCCAACACCGUACGUCCUACAAAACAGAUGCUGAUAUUGUUUGCUACAUUUGACUUCACUGAUCACUGCAGUUUGUACUUGAGAAUAAAAUAAAUGACUGCAAUCCUCUUGUU
Messenger RNA from Carassius auratus (goldfish), 3136 nucleotides. RefSeq lists its product as uncharacterized. Gene Ontology annotation, cellular component: protein phosphatase type 1 complex; endoplasmic reticulum. Gene Ontology annotation, biological process: response to endoplasmic reticulum stress. Gene Ontology annotation, molecular function: protein phosphatase regulator activity. The transcript has 3 exons. Lineage: Eukaryota; Metazoa; Chordata; Actinopteri; Cypriniformes; Cyprinidae. Bases 366 to 1817 code for a protein of 483 amino acids. The record is from RefSeq and is a predicted model, not a curated record.